UAUAUAAAACACCUGUAAACUGGUAUUCGAUAGAUUCAUUGGAGCAGAGACCAGCAAUGGAGCAGAACAAAAAGAUACUUCACUCGAUAAGAGGCGAUGAGGAGGAAGACCAGAUACUACUAGAACCAUUUAGUACCAUUUACAAAGUACUUAGGAAAGAAUGCUUUGUGUUGCCAUAUGCUUUCAAUCAUUGGUUAAACGUACCAAAGGACAAACUCGACGCUAUCAUCGAAAUAGGAGACAUAUUUUAUCAUUUCUGGCUGGUAACCGAAGAUAUUCAAGACAGUGCAGAUUUUAGAGAAGGAUUCCCAACAUCCCAUACAAUUUUUGGGACAGCUGGUGCGAUGAACUCUUCUACUUAUGGUUUAUUGAUCGCCUUUGAAAAAGUCCUAGCAUUGAAUCAUCCAAAGGGCCCGCAAGUAUUCACGGACAGUUUGUUGAAAACGAGCAGAGGACAAGGGAUGGGACUGUACUGGAAACACAAUAAUAUUUGUCCAUCCAAAAGUGCUUAUACAAAGGCUGUAAUUGGAAAAUCAGCUCAAGUAUUGCAGUGCGUAAUCGACUUAAUGCAGUUGUUUUCUGAUUGCAAAAAAGACUUCACCUACUUAACACAAACGUUUGGAUAUUAUUUCCAAAUUCGCAAGGACUAUUUCGAUUUUCUCGAAAAGGAUAAUAAAACUUUCGCCGGUGAUCUGUCCGAAGGAGAGUUCAGUUUCCCUACCAUACAUGCUAUACAGAGCCAUCCAGAAGAUACACGAGUGAUAGAAAUGUUGAGAAAACGUGUAAAGGAUAUUGACUUGAAACGUGACUGCGUCAAACUAUUAAAUCAGUUUGGAUCCUUCUCUCAUACUAAAAGUGUACUGGAAGACUUGGAUAAAGAAUUAAGGGACGAAAUAAAACGUUUAGGAGGAAAUCCACUAUUAGAGAAAUUUUUGGAUAGUCUACUGGACUGGAAGACGAAAAAUGUACCAUAAUUUUGUUUCGUCGCUAAAUGAUAGAAUUUGUUGUUUAUUAAUAUAUGUACGUUUAGUGAAACUCGUAAAACUGAUUUCAUGAAACAUCGAGGAACUCGAUACAUAAAUCAUAUUUAAAUUUGUGGAUCGGCAUAGGUUUAUGACUGUUGUUUAAUAAUGACUCGUUACAUCUUAUUAUCAUUACGUAUAUAUAUAUAUAUAUUAUAAUAAUAAAUAAAGGUUUUACAACA
Molecule: messenger RNA, 1204 nt
Organism: Hylaeus anthracinus
Lineage: Eukaryota; Metazoa; Arthropoda; Insecta; Hymenoptera; Colletidae
Product: terpene synthase-like
Exons: 7
Coding region: 57-974 (305 amino acids)
Biological process (GO): isoprenoid biosynthetic process
Molecular function (GO): prenyltransferase activity
Source: RefSeq, a predicted model, not a curated record